This is a messenger RNA of Schistosoma curassoni, 480 nucleotides long. The record is from the annotation of a GenBank genome assembly. NCBI's taxonomy places the organism in Eukaryota, Metazoa, Platyhelminthes, Trematoda, Strigeidida, Schistosomatidae.
AUGGGAGUUAAUACUGAAGACAAAAAAGUUGUUUUCUUACCAGUUGAUGCCAGUGAUCAUUCUGCUCGAGCGUUUCAAUGGUAUCUGGAUAAUUUAAGAGGGGAAAACGACGAGUUACACUUUUCAUUUGUCAUUAAACCAAUAUUUACAACACCAACAGUUGAACUGGCUAUGGCAUCUUCACCAAUAACCGAUAUUAUGCAGUCAACACAAGAGGACAUUGAAAAUGCAAAGAAACUUUUACAAAAAUACUUGAUAAAAGCAAGGCGUUUUGGUAUUUCUUGUCAAGCAUUUGUUCAUGUACAUGCUAAACCUGGACCAACUUUGGUAAAAUUCGCUGAAGAACAGAAAGCAGAUAUUAUAAUAAUGGGAUCCAGAGGACUUGGUUUGAUUGGCCGUACAUUACUUGGCAGUGUUACAAACUACGUAAUGCUUCAUACAAAAACUCCAUUGGUAGUGAUACCUCCUCCAGUAAAAUAA